Molecule: messenger RNA, 1270 nt
Organism: Ruditapes philippinarum (Manila clam)
Lineage: Eukaryota; Metazoa; Mollusca; Bivalvia; Venerida; Veneridae
Exons: 2
Coding region: 10-375 (121 amino acids)
Source: RefSeq, a predicted model, not a curated record
ACAUUUUUUAUGAAAGAAAAUAUAACAAGACUGAUCUCUUUUAAUCAGCUGAAGAACAAAGAUUUUAUUAUUACGACUGAAAGUUUUGAAGAGAUUCUGAGGCAAAUCAAAGAAGAAAUGGCAAAAGUUUUGAAAUCAACAGAAAGUGCUGCAACUAAAGAGGAACAUGAUGAUCUGAAAAAGAAGCUAAUAGAUCUUGAAACUAAGGUGUCCAAAGUAAAUGACGAAAAUCUGGAGAAUGCAGAAUUGAAAAAGAAACUUGGAGUCUUGGAGACUCUUGUUUCAGAACAGAAAGAGGAGAUGACAAAAAUUAAGACAGAAACUUCCUCAGGUCAAAGUCAGGCAGAUAAUGAGCAAACCAAGUUAGGUGAGUAAAUAUUUGUUUUGAUGGUGUACAUACAAGUGUAUGAUAUUGCCAUUUAUAUAAAUAAAAACCAGCUGAAUGUCAUUGUUACUUUAUCAUUUUAGAAAUUAGAAUGAUAUAAUUAUAUACUCCGGAUCAUACAAUAUUAUUGUCCCCUACCGGUUUACCGGAGGGGACUUUAGGUUUACCCUCCGUCCAUCUGUCUGUCUGUCCGCACGUCUGUCUGUCCGUCCGUCUGUCUGUCAGUCCGUCCGUCCACAAAACUGGAUCCCGCGAUAACUUGAAAAGAACUAAAAAUAUUUUUAUGAAACUUGAUAUAUGGAUAGAUGGCAGUAUGGAGAUUAUGCACGUCUUUUUCUUUUCUUCCUAUGUUGAAAAUUCUGGUUGCUAUGGCAACAAAUAGGCUUAAAAUAUGGCAAAUUUCACACGUAAACUGGAUCCAGUGAUAACGCAAAAAGUACUGGAAAUAUUUUUAUGAAACUUGAAAUCUGGGUAGAUGGCAGUCUGGAGAUUAUGCACGUCUUUUUCUUUUCUUCCUAUGUUGAAAAUUCUGGUUGCUAUGGCAACAAAUAGACUGAAAAUAUGGCAAAUUUUACACAUAAACUGGAUCCUGUGUUAACGCAAAAAGUACUAGAAAUAUUUUUAUGAAACUUGUAAUAUGGGUAGAUGGCAGUCUGGAGAUUAUGCAUGUCUUUUUCUUUUCUUCCUAUGUUGAAAAUUCUGGUUGCUAUGGCAACACAUAGACUGAAAAUAUGGCAAAUUUUACACAUACACUGAAAAAGUACUGGAAAUAUUUUUAUGAAACUUGACAUAUGGGUAGAUGGCAGUCUUGAGAUUAUGCAUGUCUUAUCUGUUCUCCCUAUUUUGAAAAAAUAUUGGUUGCGUUGGCAACAAAUAGGCUUAAAA